GCGGGUGCUGGGGGACAGGGCACGGCCACCCGGAAGGGUCCGUACCCCGACUGUCUGUCUCACUGGGACAAAAGUGCGGGGCGACCUUGUCCCCUGGCGGCGGUGGGCAGCAUGGGGCACAAGGUGACCUUGGCCACCUGUGCGCUCAACCAGUGGGCCCUGGACUUCGAGGGCAACCUGCAAAGGAUUUUAAAGAGUAUCGAAGUCGCCAAGCACAAAGGAGCCAGGUACAGGCUCGGACCGGAGCUGGAAAUAUGCGCGGCUCAGGCUGGCCGAGGGGCCUCAAGCCCCCUGCCUUCACCACAGGAGACGGUGCCCUUUGGGGACGCCGUGCUGGCCACCCGCGACUCCUGCAUCGGGAGCGAGAUCUGCGAGGAGCUAUGGACGCCCCACAGCCCGCACGUGGACAUGGGCCUGGACGGCGUGGAGAUCUUUACCAACGCCUCGGGCAGCCACCACGUUCUGCGCAAAGCCCACGCCAGGGUGGACCUGGUGGCCUCGGCCACCGCCAAGAGCGGCGGCAUCUACCUGCUGGCCAACCAGAGGGGCUGCGACGGCGGCCGGCUCUACUACGACGGCUGCGCCAUGGUGGCCAUGAACGGCCGCGUCUUCGCCCGUGGUGCCCAGUUCUCGCUGGACGACGUGGAGGUGCUCACGGCCACGCUGGACCUGGAGGACGUCAGGAGCUACCGGGCAGAGAUCUCGUCUCGGAGCCUGGCGGUGAGGCCCCGGCGGCUGCGCCCCGGCCCCCCACUCCUGCCCCACCCACCCCACCCCGGGACUCGCCUCCUCGGGGUCCUCGGUGCUGGGCGCCUGAGCCUCGCGUGGUCGGGGUCGUCCCUCGGCGGGGGCCCUGAAGCCCCUCCCAGGGUCUGGGCCAGCCGCCGGCGUCCACCUCGCUGCCUCCGCUGCGUGGGGUCGGCGUGGCCCUGUGGAGACAGAACAUGGGCCGUGGCUUUGGGGCGGGGCCCAGGUCCCCGGGGGCCAGGGCAACAGGACGCGGAUGGCGAGGCUCAGCUGGCCAGCUCUUGGGGGCAGCCGGAGCGGAGCCCCAUAGGCAGCAAGCGGCUGCCGCCCUCCAUCCCCCGCCCUCCAGAUCAGGAGGUGCUGGCCGACGUGCGGGCCAUGGUGAGCCAGACGACCUACACCCCCCGGGACCCCCGCGAGCUCUGUGGGCGCCUCCUGACCACCUGCUACAUGGCCAGCGAGAACUCCUCCCGGGAGACCAGCGACAGGGCCGGGGCGCUGGCCCAGCAGAUUGGAAGGUAGAGGGGCCGCGGGCGGCGGCGCCGGGCCGGGCACGGGGAGGCUCCUGGAUGUGCGUCCAGGCCGAGCCACUGCCCCCAGUCUGAGCCAGUGUAGGG
Molecule: messenger RNA, 1364 nt
Organism: Condylura cristata (star-nosed mole)
Lineage: Eukaryota; Metazoa; Chordata; Mammalia; Eulipotyphla; Talpidae
Gene: NADSYN1
Product: NAD synthetase 1
Exons: 7
Coding region: 112-1269 (385 amino acids)
Biological process (GO): NAD+ biosynthetic process
Cellular component (GO): cytoplasm
Molecular function (GO): NAD+ synthase (glutamine-hydrolyzing) activity; glutaminase activity
Source: RefSeq, a predicted model, not a curated record